ACUAUAACUUUUUGGUGUCUAAAUUACAAAAUGUAAUAAAUUUAUUGGGAAAUUAACUAAAAAUAAAAAAACAUAGUUGUAGUUGCAUGAUAACGGGAAAGAGAGGGAAGACCCGGGGAUAGACAAAGUGAAGAGAAAAUGAGUCUCAAAUUUGGGCACCAAGAAAAGUUUGAACAUAUGAUAUAUAUGAGCAAUGCAUCAAAAAUAAUCUCAAGAAAUGGAGGAGGACAGAAUCAGCCAACUCCCAGAUGCAAUUCUUCAACAAAUCUUGUCCUUGAUCGACAUCAAUCAAGCCGUUGAGACAGCCGUUCUCUCCUCAAGAUGGAAAAACCUCUGGUUUUCCCUCUCCGAUCUCAACUUCCACCUCACCCGCUUCCCUCACUUCAUCUCCAACUUCCUCUCUCAUCGCGACGACGCCGCCCCCAUCCGCAACUUCCACCUCUCAUUGGACACCGGUGGGCCGGCCCACGAAUUCGUGGAGGAAUGCGCGUACUACGCCGUCAGUCACGGCGUCCAAUCCCUCCGCCUCCACGCUCCCGGCGGCCCACUUCUGAAUCUCCCUGCCGCGUUUUUCGCCUCGACAACGCUGCGGGAGCUCCAUCUCAGACAAUUUAGCGGCGGGAUUUCUCUACCUGGAAACUUUUGUUUACCACAUCUGAAAACCCUGUAUCUUGAAAGCACUCGCUUCUUCAAACAUGAUUUCCUGUAUACUAUCCUCAAGGAGCCGUUUUCGCGCUUCCCGGAGCUCGAGAAGCUCACCCUGCGCCGGUGUAUGCUGUAUAGGCUUGUCGUUAAGGCUCCCAAGCUUAGAUUUCUUGAAAUUAUUCAGGAACGAUUGGAGAUGGAAGAGAUUUCUGCUCCAUUGCUAACUUGGUUUAGAUAUGAGGGGCACUAUCCUUUUGAAUGUCCCAAUGUUAAUCUCCCAGUGUUGGAGGAAGUCAAUUUGGACAUUUAUAAAAGAUUCUACGAGGAAGGGAUGCGUGUGAAAUGUGUUAGGAUGCUUCAACAACUUGGAAAUGCUACCACUGUUGCAUUAACUCUGGACAUUCUCAAGGUUCUAGGAAAGGAUCGUAGUUUGAUUGAGCAAAAGCCUUGUCCAUUUCCGUACCUGAAAUGUCUGAAAUUGAUGAAAGGGCGUCGCGAAAUUCCUAGGGUGCUACAGAGCGUGAUGAAGUAUUUAAGUGAGUCGGCGAAGGUGGAGUUUCCUGAUGGUGUGAGUGUGGUUGAAGAGUACUCGGGAGACGAAGACGACAGUGAUGAUGAACUGGAACUCCCACAGCUGUUUGGAAUAGAAGAUGAAACAUAAUUAUCAAGUUUGAUUUUCGCAUCUUCCACUAGCUUGCACAACCUGGCUGACUCAACUUCUAAACCUUAAAUAUCAAUAUCAACAAUCUUUACAAUAUUAUCUCUCCUUUUUUUUUUUUUUUUUUAAUCCCAGACUUCUAAACCAAAAAAUAUUGGUAAUUGUUUCUUCAUCUUUUGGCAUUGGGUAUCAAACACGACAAGAUGAAAAAGACAAUUACCAUUCUUCUCUGGUGUUGGGAUAUGCUUCUUUUAAAAUGUUUUCUAGUCUAGCACUUCUGAAGUUGUUUAAUUUUGUUGUAUUUGGAGUUUUAUCUUUUAAUCCCAUCUCAUUCCUUGU
Salvia miltiorrhiza (redroot sage) is the source of this 1642-nucleotide messenger RNA. Its product is annotated as F-box/LRR-repeat protein At3g26922-like. Bases 218 to 1306 code for a protein of 362 amino acids. NCBI's taxonomy places the organism in Eukaryota, Viridiplantae, Streptophyta, Magnoliopsida, Lamiales, Lamiaceae. Gene Ontology annotation, molecular function: protein binding. The transcript has 2 exons. The record is from RefSeq and is a predicted model, not a curated record.